This is a messenger RNA of Ectocarpus sp. CCAP 1310/34, 553 nucleotides long. The record is from the annotation of a GenBank genome assembly. Lineage: Eukaryota; Phaeophyceae; Ectocarpales; Ectocarpaceae.
GCUUGGGGCUGAAAUCGCAAUGCUGCGGGGAUCAGGCGAGGAAGAUGAAGAAGGAAACCCUAUUCUUCCAGAAAUAGACGACAGAUUUCUCACAGUGGGGCAAAGGCUCCGGCGCCUGCGUGACGCCAGGGAUAAUCUUGAACGCGAGAAGCAGAGGGCGCAUUUGGAGUACAGUCGACAGGUGAAAAGCAAUCUCCGAGAACGAAAACGUUUCGUUCUGGCGGAGAAACGGGCCGGACGCAUUGCCAAAUCUAUGGACACCAAACAGCUCGUGGAGGCAUUGAAAGAGAGGGGUUAUGCGACCAAGGGAUCAGAACAGUUGGACCAGCUUAGGCGUGUAUUCAUUGAGGGCAUUCAGCCAGAGAUUCGCGUCCGCCUUCACGCUACUUCAAGAUGGACUAAGAGCAGAAACAAGCACCGAGAGAGGACGGACACCGUUGAAGUCGGCGAGAUCGUUGCGAGGAGGCAACAACUCACGUCGUCAAAGCGGGUCACUCCAUUUUCUCCCUCGCCAAUCACCAGGCUCAACGUGCGACACGCCGCCACCGUAUGA